AUAACCCGAAACUGAAAAGGACUCAUAAAUCGAUUUUUUAAUAAUUGGUUUUAUAUCGAUCAAACCUUAUUUGUUGUAAGGUCAUCAUUAAUGUGAUAUGACUGUGCGGUUCAGCGGUUGUCAUGGCAACUGACAACUUGUUUGGCGACGUAAACAAAUGAAUUUUGUCUAUCGGAACAAAACGUGGUGAUAUUUUGAUUAUACAAAACCCUAUUCUAUUGAAGACAUUUUUAAAAUGAUUUGUAAAAUCCAUAUUUACUUGAAAUAUAAGUGCACGUUGAAAUAAAUAUUAUAUCGUAAGUACGUUGAGAUGUAUGAUUUAAGUUGUUUUUUUUUUAAUAAAAAAAAUGUUUGUAUUUCGUCCAACACUUCAUUCGUUGCUUGGUUUACCAAUAUACAAUAUAAUCGAUAUCUGUGAUUUUAAAUUUCGUUCGUCAUGCUACGGUAUUCAAAUUAGGUUGUAACGAUUUGAACAUAAUUUUGCAUAAUAUUCGAGACUUGCCUCUGCUAGGUAUUUCACAUGAAUUUAUGUUAUUUCAGAGUCAAGCUGUAGUGUAAGGCGGUUUGAGAAUGAAUCACAACGUUGCUAACGUGAAAAGGGAUGAAAAAAAGAAGGAUGUACCGAAAGUGGCGAAAAAGAGUCCGGAAAAAAAUAUGUCAGAGAUUGAUGAGCAUAUAUUAAAAAGGUUUGAUAUAAAAAAGAGAUUGGGCAAAGGCGCUUACGGCAUAGUGUGGAAGGCAGUAGACAAGAAGAGCAAGGACGUCGUGGCCAUAAAGAAGAUUUUUGACGCGUUCAGAAAUCAAACAGACGCGCAACGGACCUUCCGUGAGAUUAUCUUCUUGCAGUCGUUCAGGAAUCAUCCUAACAUCGUUAAAUUACACAGUAUACACAGGGCCCUCAACAACCGGGACAUCUACCUCGGCUUCGAGUACAUGGAGACGGAUCUGCAUAACGUGAUCAAACGCGGGAACAUCCUCAAGGACAUCCACAAGCGGUACAUCAUGUAUCAAAUGCUGAAGGCGACCAAAUACAUACACUCGGGGAAUGUGAUACAUAGAGACCAGAAGCCGAGUAACGUGCUCAUUGAUAGCGCUUGCAGGGUGAAAAUAGCAGACUUCGGUUUGGCCCGCUCUGUGUCCGCAAUGUACUCGGGCGGGGAGGACGGCGCCGACCCUUGCCUCACCGACUACGUCGCCACGAGGUGGUACCGCGCGCCUGAGAUACUCAUUGCUAGCAAGAACUACACAAAGGGCAUAGACAUGUGGUCUUUGGGAUGCAUUUUAGGGGAGAUGUUGACGGGCAAGCCUUUGUUCCCGGGAUCUUCCACCGUCAAUCAGAUCGAGAGGAUCAUGGGUGCUCUGCCACGGCCAUCCUCCGAAGACAUCGCAACAGUCUGCAGCGGCUACGGUUCCUCUCUGAUCCGAGAGCAGGCCGCCACCAACGCCGGGGGAGCGAGCCUCAACGCGCUGGUCUCCUGCGCCCCUCGCGACGCGGCGGACUUGGUGCACCAGCUGCUGGUGUUCAACCCGGCCAAGCGGCUGAGUGCUGAACGCGCUUUGCAUCAUGAAUACGUUGCCAAAUUUCACCGUGAAAAAGACGAACCAAUCUUACCAUCGGACGUCCUCCUACCACUGCGAGAUGAUAAGCAGAUGUCAGUGGACGACUACAGGAACAAACUGUACAGCAUCAUGGCCAAGGGCUUUCAGAAUCACACCAGCCAAUUAAGAAAACCACAUUCCAGCAAAUCUCAGACUGUCGGAACAACAAUUAAAAGCAAGAGUUUCCAAGAAACGUCUGAGCUCUCGAAAUCCUACGCCAAGUCGAAACUUUUAAGUGUCUCAGCUGACCAAAAAGUGAGACCUAAACCGAAAGUCGAAAAACCACUCAAAGAAUACCGCUCUGACCAAUGUAUUGGGAAACCUCUCAAAGCUACCAAAUUAUUUGAAAACAGAGGCCACCAAGAUUGGAUGGUGAAUUGCCACGGUGAUUACUUUCAACCAGUGACGAGACAAAGUCCAUCCGAUGCUGGGUACAUGAGUGGGGGUAAAAAAGUUGUUCAACAAAGGAGAAAUUCCACAUCUUUUUCCACCAUAACCAUCGGUGGUGAUGGCUAUGGUUUUGGAAACCAGAAGCAUGGAGUCAUAACUGCAAGUGCACUCAUGGAUCUAAGAACGAGCAUUCGGUGAAAAGAAGCGUAAACUAUUGGUAGAAUCUCUUAGUAUAAUAAUUAGUGUGGAUAGUUUUUUUGGAUUGGAUUUUAUAGUGUUAUUUUUUUUCAAUUGAUGUGUUAUACAACAUUUAGAAACAGCUCUUUAGGAAUAGAGAGGCUAGAGAGAUCUAGAGAGGUUUCAGUUGUCUAUACGUGGUAAUCUCGUUACUUUCGAAUUGAUACUAAAACACUACUGUAUACUACUGUUUGUGUCGUUAAAAAUACGAAUACCGUUUAUCGACAUAAAUUCCUUUAUAAAUGCCUAAAUAUUUUCUAGUGCAAGAUUGAUUUGUUUUGCUAUUCUCUGCUAAAAAAAACAACUAUUUCAAGUGAAACUCUGGAAACCUGAUGGGAUUUCUUUUUCUCCUGGUUCUUCACCUGAUAGCUACAACUUGAACACGCUCAAAACAUGAGUAAUAGUUGAGUUCAAUAAAACUCUCUUACUAAAUAAAAGGGCAAGUGAAAAUCUUGUACCAUUUUAUUUGUAUUUUUGUACUAAACUGAUAAUGUAACCACCAUAAACAUUUUCUAGUCAUUCGUUAUUAAAGUCUACAACAGACAAAUGUUUUAUUUUCUCGAUAUUUUCUAGUCAUUACUGAAUUACUGAUGCUUUGUUCAGCCUGACCAAAGAAAUAAAAAAUUUCGUCAUUUUGCGGAAAUUAUACGAAGUAAUUUCUUUAAUUAGCAAUUAUUAUUUAAAAAAUACUUGUGGCCCCCAGCGUUUGUAUUUCUGGUCAGGUAUUCUACAAACUUCGAAAAUAUUUGUGUUUAAUAACUUUUAAAUGUCGUAUUUUUUUUAUUGAGCGUAUAGUGUAUCUAAAGCAAUUUAGCCAAGACAUGCAAAUGGAAUUCUUAUGAAGUACUCGAAUAUUUUAGAUGGAUAAUUUUAAGUAGGGUACUCUUUCCGCAGCAGGUUCAAAUCCGAAAAGUCUCAGGUUUAGUCUAAUAUUGUAAUACCUAUUUGGGAGACCCAGAUGUGUUUUUAACCCCCACGCAAGGGGUGUUAUAAGUUUGACGUGAUGUGUUGACCUCGUGCUGCAACCAGGAUGGUCGCCAGAUAAUCCGACUCUUGGAAAACUGACAUCGUUAGGUUCUAUUGAACCUAAAUAUAACCUAUACCUACCAGUGGCGAAUGAUGGAGUUUUGACGAAGGAAAGCCAUCCCAAAGAAAAGGAAGUUCUUAAUGCUUGAUACAAACUCCGGUUUCUCAUUCCAUCAGGUUUUUAAUAUUUAAGAAGCUUGUUUAGUCAGUAAAUCGUGAUCGUGUGUAGAAAACGUUUCUUUUUAGCUGAGCCAUACCCUGUGCUUUAAUAUUUACCCGACUGCGUCAGAAGGAGGGUAAUGUUUUUCUUCUAUUAAUACUUUCUUUGACAAUUAAUAUUGUCUAAACUCAAAAACAUCUCUGAAGAGUCUCAACACAUCACGCAAGCAAAGCUUUACUAUGGCUUGUUUUUAAAUUUAGCUCUAUUACGGUUUCAGUGAGGAAUAACUCCUAUAGUCCAGCAGCUGGACUAUUUGCUAAUAGCUUAUCUGGAUUCGAUCCAAUUCUUAUAAAUCUCGAUUAUCCCAGAUUCGGAUUCGACGCUGUGCGGAAAGUAUCUUAACGAGUGUUUGUAGACUAUUAAAUUUAGAUUGAGAUCUUUUUAAAUUUAUAAGUGGACGAUCUAACCGAGGCAUAUUUUAACGAACAGUUUGGCGUGGUUGCGUCGCAUAUAAACCUUGAUGCCCUGGGUUCGAUUCUCAGUUUGACUCAAUUUUGUAAUUUAUAUAUUUUUAAACUGCCUCAAGACUUGCUCGGUGAGAGGCUACGGCGGUGGUUAGUAACCACUCUACUGGCGAAGACAUGCCACUUAGCGACUUGGUGUUCCGGCAUGAAGCGUCAUAGAAACUGUGAAUGCGGCGUGUCUGACUAUCGCAGGCUCGCGGUCCUAAAUAUAAUUUAAAUAAAGCCUAUAUGAAACGUGUUUGUAUUCGAUAUAAUGACUAAUUAUGCUGACCUACUUUUUACCUAUGUAUGAAAUUCACAACACUGCCAUAGAACAAGAAUUAACUAAACCUAUAAUGUUGGUGAUAUUAUAGUAAUAAUAAAAUUGGUUAUU
This is a messenger RNA of Bicyclus anynana (squinting bush brown), 4309 nucleotides long. RefSeq names its product mitogen-activated protein kinase 15 (gene Erk7). Gene Ontology annotation, molecular function: MAP kinase activity; ATP binding. Lineage: Eukaryota; Metazoa; Arthropoda; Insecta; Lepidoptera; Nymphalidae. Gene Ontology annotation, cellular component: cytoplasm; nucleus. Bases 571 to 2187 code for a protein of 538 amino acids. Gene Ontology annotation, biological process: intracellular signal transduction; protein phosphorylation. The transcript has 7 exons. The record is from RefSeq and is a predicted model, not a curated record.